AUGCCCUCCUUUCGAGGCGUGGAGAUAUCUAUUGUGGUCAAUCCAGGGGCUAAGAAGCUACGUGAAUAUCCUCACCCUGAUGGAUCGUCUGUUCACCUCAUGAGGGUCGACACUGGCCUAAGUAGCCUACGAAAUCAGGGACAGACUGACCUGCACCCUUCCGCCUCUCCGAUCUGCUCAGAAGCCGACCCGACCCGCCAGAAAAAGCUCAAUCCCCGGAUUUCUGUCUAUAUUCCUUCCAGUCCUGGCGAUCAGUUCCGACUCAGAUACCAGGUCAACCAAUCACCGCCACCGUCACGCUUCAUCUUUUUCAAGAUGUUCAUCAACGGACAUCACACAGUUUCCUGGGGCAUCGACACGAAUAAUUGCUCGGCUGGAAGUGUGUCGCGAAGUCUUUACGGGCCUGGAGAUAGAUUUAGAGAUAGGAAUGGUGAUGCUAUCGUUGGCAUAGAGACCCGGUAUUUCCACUUCAUGCGUGGGCUAGACAGAGAAUCUGUUGCUGAAGACGGUGGUUUGAUCGAGGUUCAAGUAUUUCGCUGUCGAGGACGAAACCGAAUCGCGGUUGCGUUGGACACUUACCCCCAUCGAUACCAAGGACGCUAUGGAAUCGCUUCUCUAAGUGGGGGCUUGGUCGAGAACCCCCAGGAUGCCACCUCCUACGAGUAUCACUUGGACGACGGUAAAGAAUCACCUUACGCAACUUUUUGCUUCCACUACAGAUCCACGAAGCAUCUUGAGCAGCUGAAUCUUAUCCCACAGCACGAAAUCAGACGCCGGCCGAUAUCCAUUAACCCCGGUAAGCCAUUGGGCCUCGAUUCUCGCAUGGGCUCUUCCAAUGCCACCUCAACACCGCCUCCAGGUCUAUUUGUUUUCGGGGUCGAGUCACCAGAUGCAGAGGUGUUUAAAGACGAUAUCAAAGUCGGCAGCAUAUCAGUCUCGGAACCGUAUAAGGCCUUGAUACCAGGCCCUCGAUUCUUGAAGAGCCCCCCAAGAUUGCCUCCAGCUCGUCUUUCCAGCCUAGCGCGUGAAGAUACCGAACUGGCACAACGAAAUGAAACAAUGGCUGAGAUUUUGCAGAGACCAUUGCCUGAGUUGCCUAGGAACGUUUCAAGACAGGCAUCCAAGGAAUCGCUCUGGUCGAAUUGUCCCUCUCUAACACCAUCCUUGAAACAAUAUGUCGAGAGCGAAGAGUUCGAGGACGAAGAGAUAAGACUUAGUACGGCGCAACCAAUCUUUAUACAGCCUGAAUCGACACAGGCAUUAGAAUUGAGCGAAGGAGGUAUCCAUGAUCAAGAAGAAGAUUCCUUCUCGGAUUAUGCGGUUUCGCCAACAUGCACAGAAACAUCACAAUCGCCAGUAUUACCAUCGCCAGAAGGUUAUGUUCCGACAACUGGCAGCGUGCUUGAGCGUCAUCUCACUCAAUUGGACUCGCCGGGGACAUCAUCGUCGCCAAAAGCCAAGGCAAAUGUCCCAAUUUGUAAAGCAGGAAGAGUGUUAACUAGCGAUGUGUACGAUGGCAGCACGGACGAACUAAAGCUCACAGAGUCGGAAUGGCUCAGACGAACUCCGUCACCUCUGCGACAUAAGGGUAGACUAGUCCAACGUGUCCUAUGGAACUCGCAACCCGAGAAGGCAGCAGAGCGUUCUUCAAUGAUAGAGCUUUCUGCUUGGGAAGACAAGGGUAGGAAUGACAAGGAAUACAAUACAGAUGAGGUGCCUGCAGGAAACUGGAUCUAG
Molecule: messenger RNA, 1737 nt
Organism: Hypoxylon fragiforme
Lineage: Eukaryota; Fungi; Ascomycota; Sordariomycetes; Xylariales; Hypoxylaceae
Exons: 3
Coding region: 1-1737 (578 amino acids)
Source: RefSeq, a predicted model, not a curated record